This is a messenger RNA of Dacryopinax primogenitus, 1548 nucleotides long. RefSeq lists its product as uncharacterized. NCBI's taxonomy places the organism in Eukaryota, Fungi, Basidiomycota, Dacrymycetes, Dacrymycetales, Dacrymycetaceae. The record is from RefSeq and is a predicted model, not a curated record. The transcript has 8 exons. The coding region runs from base 1 to 1548 and encodes 515 amino acids.
AUGAACAUGCUCAGCAGCCCCAUAAUGGAGCACAUGAAUGGCAACACCUUACUGCUGUUCCCUGCCUCCCUAUAUGGGAGACAUCCACAGAUCAAUCAUGGCCAUGUCUCUCUAAGAAGCCUCAAGCUCAAGGAGGUGAUAGCACAAGUUGGUGCUCACAGAAUACCCAUGAGAAAGGGUGUGAUCAAUCAUUAUUGGCAGGAGACAGUGACAGAUGAAGACAAGCUUGAUGUGCAAGAUCUGGACAAUGAUCUAGUUUAUGGAAACGGAAAGAGUAGAGUUCCAUUGAGGAAGCCAACCAAAUCAAGAAAAAAUGAUUGCCACUCGGGCCAGCAAACAUUCUCGACAAGCCAUUGGCAAAGUUUGGCAACUACAUCAAGGGCAUUUGUCAAAAUCACGCCACUGUUUGGGUGUAUGGUGCCAUGUGCAUUCCACCUCCAAGAGCCUGAAGAUGAUAUGAAUCACAGCAGUGAACUCAAUUCCGACAAUACGUCCUCUGAAGAAUUGGCAGAAGCCCCUCCCUGCAAGUCAGGCAGCCAUGCUGUGAUGUGUGACCUAUCGCCCACCGAAAGAUCUACUGUGCAUGGAGCAAAUCAAUGCUAUCAGCCCAGGAUUGCCACUGAGAAUGCCUUCCCUUCUCCUCCCAAGAGUAUCCAUUGGGUAGAAGAAUGUGUUGAAGCCUCAUGCAAGGCUUUUGGCCUUUCUGCACAAGACCAUAUUGAACAGCGCCAAGCCCAGCUUAGGGGUGAAGUAAAGACAAUCCCCAAUAUUAUAGUCAAGGAUUGGUACCUCUUCCAAUUCAGAACAUCUGAUGCUAGGGCUGCUGAGGUUGUCGAGCCAAGGCAGCUAUACAAACAUCCUGCUAUCACAGACAUUUUUAUCCAUGUGUAUUAUAAGGAUAAACAAAGCACUGGUCCAAUGUUCAAAGAAGCAUUUGCCUCAGGACACCCAGCCAUCCUUGCUCUGCCCAUUAGGGCUCUCGACUGCAGCUUGAUGCAGUGGGAAACUGGAGAGAAGGCUCCCAGCUCCUCCUACAAGUUUUCUGCAAAUGGCUGGAGUGACAUCUACUAUGAUCACCUCCUGGAGGUGGAGAAGUUCAAGUCCACCUUCCCAUUGAAGUACAAGCAAAUAAUGUCUCACCUGAUCAACAAGGGCCUUGCUUUCUGUGGAGACAUCUCUCAGCCAAAGCAACAACCCCAUGAUUAUGUGGAACAGCUUAUUGAUAGGCUUCAGAUGGCUGAAACUGAGAUGAGCAGAUCCUCUGGACCUCUUGUGAAAGACCAGCAGAGUUCUUGGGCAUUGCACAUAGAAGGUCAAGAUCCCCCAAUGGAAAGCAAGGCCUCAGACAAGUUGCAUACCAUCACUGCGCUGCUGCUCACCACACCAAGGAGUCCUACUAGCCCUGAUUGCAUGGCCAGCCAUUCAUCUUAUCCCAGAAAGCUAAACUUUGGGACCUUUGGGACAAAGACCACCUUUGACUGUCUGGUAAUGCUCUUCCAAGAUCCAAUGACACAAACCUCCUCCCCUGCUAAGCCCACAAAGCCGUGA